This is a messenger RNA of Salvia hispanica, 775 nucleotides long. RefSeq names its product PLAC8 family protein. The record is from RefSeq and is a predicted model, not a curated record. Lineage: Eukaryota; Viridiplantae; Streptophyta; Magnoliopsida; Lamiales; Lamiaceae.
GCACAAAUCAAGAAAGAGUAGUACUAGCACAUCAUGGGAAGAAUCGAGACGGCUGGGGAAGUCCAGAGCCCGGUGAAGGGCGUCGCCGUGGGCUCAUACCCUCAGAAUCAUCAUCCAGCGCAGCCUCAGCCCGUUGGAAGGCCGUGGAGCACUGGACUAUUUGACUGCCAUCUAGACCAAACCCAAGCUGUGAUGACGGCGUUAUUACCAUGUGUGACGUUCGGACAGAUAGCCGAGGUUUUGGAUGAAGGGGAAAUGACUUGUCCAUUGGGGAGUUUCAUAUACAUGUUGAUGAUGCCUGCUGUUUGCUCCCAAUGGAUCAUGGGAUCUAAGUACAGAUCCAAGUUGAGGAACAAAUAUGGGCUAGUCGAGGCGCCUUACAGCGACGUCGUUUCACACAUUUUCUGCCCUUGUUGUGCCCUCUGCCAAGAGUCGAGGGAACUCAAGAGUAGAGGCCUCGACCCAACUCUUGGAUGGAAUGGAAUCGUUGCGCAACAACACCAGUACGGGAAUGAGCCUCCUCCGGCGCAAGCUAUGUCGAAAUAGUUGGUAAAAUAAAUGUUUUUUAAAUAUUGUGGGAAUCUGCAUUCGUUAUCUUUGGAGUAAAUUUUUGUUCUUGUGCAAGCAUUUGUUUCUUAUUCUAGUAAGCUUGUAUUUUUUCCCUAUUUUCUUGCGUGUCUUACCUAUUGUCAUAUGUACUACUAUACCAAACAUUUUCUCUCUCGAUUCUAAUAUUCAUUCCCAUAGGCCAUAACUUGUGGGGUCAUGUACUCUA